AUGCACUUCGUUACCCAGUCGGCCUCCGAUGUUCGGCUGGGACUCCAAAAGCUAGGAAAGGGCCCUCGGACCCCGCAAUCAGAAUUCGACGUGGAUUUCAAGGGGUUUAGCAGUAGCGUUGAGUAUCAGACCUUACUCCUGAACAGCUCCUCGGCCACGCUCCUGCCCUACACGGCCCUGAACUCAGCCAUGUUUCUUCCAGACUCCCGACGGCCUCCCCUUGAGCACUCUUGCACUGUGGUCCUAGAACAGACCACCACAGUUCAUGCUGACCUCUUCGAUACUUCCCUGUCCUUGCCUGAUCACAGCUGGGAAUUCACCGACCUCUCUCUGGGCUUCUGUUUCGACCAGGGCGCCGGGGCUCUGCAGGGCGUGGGCCACGUCUUCCGAGAGAAGCGUGAGGGCUCUGAGCGUCUCUUAAAGCUGCAGAACCAGCAUGGUGGCCGUCUUCUUCUCCAGGACGUGGCAGAGCCUUCCCAAGAUGAGUGGGGUAAAACUCAGGACGCCAUGGAAGCAGCCUUGGCCUUGGAGAAGACCCUGAACCAGGCCCUUUUGGAUCUGCAUGCCCUGGCUUCUACCCGCACAGACCCUCAGCUCUGUGACUUCCUGGAGAACCAUUUCCUGGACGAGGUGGUGAAGCUCCUCAAGGAGAUGGGCGACCACCUGACUGACAUCCGCAGGCUGGGCGGCCCCCAGGCUGGGAUGGGAGAGGACCUCUUCGAGAGACUCACCCUCAAGCACGACUAG
This is a messenger RNA of Phyllostomus hastatus (greater spear-nosed bat), 747 nucleotides long. Its product is annotated as ferritin light chain-like. Gene Ontology annotation, molecular function: ferrous iron binding; ferric iron binding. NCBI's taxonomy places the organism in Eukaryota, Metazoa, Chordata, Mammalia, Chiroptera, Phyllostomidae. Gene Ontology annotation, biological process: intracellular iron ion homeostasis; iron ion transport. Bases 1 to 747 code for a protein of 248 amino acids. Gene Ontology annotation, cellular component: cytoplasm. The transcript has 3 exons. The record is from RefSeq and is a predicted model, not a curated record.